This is a messenger RNA of Pogona vitticeps (central bearded dragon), 1144 nucleotides long. The record is from RefSeq and is a predicted model, not a curated record. Lineage: Eukaryota; Metazoa; Chordata; Lepidosauria; Squamata; Agamidae.
CAGACACAACACAUUCAGGUUAUACAUGGACUCAGCUAAUCCACAAGAAAAAUCAAAUUAGAAAAGCAUAUUAGAAUAUAUUACUUGGCAGAGAAUGACAUGAGUGACACAAAGCAGAUUUCCAAAACCCGUGUAGCUGUCAGUGCAGGAACCAAGAAUGACUGGGAAACCUGGAUUGCAGCUAAUGGUGCAUCUGCCUUCCAGUCCAAGCAUAUGAACACGUGGCUCAGAGAGCAAAUUAACUGUCUCAUCAAUGAAGGGAAUAGCAUCAAGGCAAAUAUUUGGGAUUUGCAAGAAGCUAUGAAGAACAUGAAAGCUGAGCUCAGAAGGAUAAAGCAAGUUGAAGAGAAAAUAACAUUCUUAGAAACUCAGAUUGAAGCAGCCAAGAAAAAUCAGGAGGAGGAAAGAAUAGCAGCGUCUUUCGAGGAACAGUACCUUGAAAAGCUGGAGAAGGACACUGAAAAUUUGCAUUUGAGAAUCUUCAUGCUCUCUGAGAAGAGUUCAGCUUUGACAGCAUCCAAGAAGAUCAAUCAGCGAAGUUACCUGCAGCUCUGUUGUCAUGUCAGUAAACUACAGAGAGAGCUCCAAGAAUGCAACCUGACUUGUGCUGAGGAAGAUGAAGUUUUUACAAAGAUGAAACACCAAAUCAGGGAGCUUGAAGAGUAUAUGCAAGAAUAUCAAGUAAAAAUAGAGGUUCUCCAGGACAGAGAGAAAGCUCUGCAGGAUGAACUGUCAGCUGUUAUGAAAAAAAGGGCCGGACAGCAGACCAAGUUUCCAGGCAAGUUUUUGAACCUCCACCCCAAGAGCUUGAUGUAUGAAAUAGCCAGGGCUGAACUGGAAUUGAAAAUGCAAAGGGAAGGAAAAUCUGUGAAGAAGCAGGUUUGUGGUGGUAGGGUGAAGAUAGCCUGGAUCUUCAUCAUCUUGUGGCACUUUGCAGGCAUCCUGCUGGUGAUUCUCCUACUGGUGAUUCUAGUUGCCUUCUACAUUAUUGGCAUCUGCCUCUCAAAUCACACCAUGACAGAGGCAUACCAGCGGCCCAUGUGGCAGUUCCUGGACUAUUAUUUCCAACCAUAUAUCCAACUAUAUAGUAAUGGCAUCUUACCAAAGUGAUCCCAGGGACUGAAAGAAGCUGCCCACUAGAAAA